This is a messenger RNA of Pogona vitticeps (central bearded dragon), 3264 nucleotides long. It is a transcript of the gene TBC1D16, whose product is annotated as TBC1 domain family member 16. NCBI's taxonomy places the organism in Eukaryota, Metazoa, Chordata, Lepidosauria, Squamata, Agamidae. Gene Ontology annotation, molecular function: GTPase activator activity. Gene Ontology annotation, biological process: activation of GTPase activity. Gene Ontology annotation, cellular component: early endosome. The record is from RefSeq and is a predicted model, not a curated record.
CUGAGCGGAUCCGGGAGAGGAGGCCGGCGUGUGGGCCGGCUUAGGCAGAUCGCGUGGGUCUGGCCCAGGGAAGGCCGCGCCCUCUUUCCCAGCAGGUCCUCCUCACGCACGGCGAGAGAACCGAGGAGGCGACGGUGGCCUUCGGGUGCGAACUUGCCCUGCUGGGCAUUGGAGCCGGGAGGGGGGCUCCCCCGCGGGGCGAGGCUGCGGUCGCCCUCUUGGCCCCAGACUCCUUACCAUUGACUUAGGGUGUUCAACCAAAGUCCACAGAGCAUGGAAACAUUUCCUUGGCAAUGUCUCUGGGAAGACUUCUCCGACGUGCCUCUUCUAAAGCAUCUGACCUCUUGACCUUAAAUGCCAGCAGUGGUGGUGGCUCAUCUUCCAUCUUGGAUGGGGAAAUCAUCUACUCCAAGAAUAAUGUCUGUGUCCAUCCGCCAGAAAUGCUGCAAGGCAUUGUGGAACAUCACCCAGGCUAUUUGUGCGUGUACAUGGAGAAAGAUGAGUUGCUCGGCACCACCCUUAUUCUGGCCUGGGUUCCCAACUCCCGCAUUCAGAGGCAGGACGAGGAGGCCCUCCGCUACAUCACACCAGAGGGCUCUCCGGUCCGUAAGGCCCCCCGCAAGCGCAACCGCCACACUCAGGGGUUUGGCACCCCUCUGCAGGCUUCCCCCUCUGAGCAGAAACGCGUCGUAACCCUAAAAGACGAGGAGGACAUUUUGACUGUGUCGCAGUUGGUGAGGGAUGUGGCUCAUGUCAGUUCCCCUUCCGAAGAAGGGGAGAAGCUCUCCCAGGGUUGCCUGGCAACAGACAGCAUCCACAGCUCUGCUCAGCCUGCCCACAGUGACUCAGGGAUCUUAUCGACACUCAGUUCUCAGGAUGAGCAGAACCGGCUGGAGGAGUCAGUUGAGGAAGGGCUGGAAGGCCACCUGGAGACCGGAGAGGAUGACGGCUCUUUGGAGUUGUCCGCCGAUGAUGUUAGCAGAGACAGCACCUUUGACUCGGACUCGGACGCCUUCUCUUCUCCGUUCUGUCUCUCACCCAUCAGUGAAGCACUUGGGGAGAACGUCAGCUCAGUCUUCCUAGCUAAUGAAAACAGAGAUCCAUGUGAAGGCAACAUGACUCGUUCAACCAGCUCCAAUUCAAGCACUGAACCCAGCUCACAGUUCCAGGAGAAUAAUGGGCAGGUGCAGACCUCCAGGUGGGAUGAACAGCAGAAGGUGUUUGCCUUGGAACAGAUUUGUGGAGUCUUCAGAGUUGAUCUGGGACAGAUGAGGUCUCUUCGUCUCUUCUUCAGUGACGAGGCAUGCACCAGUGGGCAGCUGGUUGUUGCUAGUAGGGAGAGCCAAUAUAAAAUUUUCCACUUUCACCAUGGUGGCCUGGAUAAGCUUUCUGAAGUGUUUCAGCAAUGGAAAUACUGCACAGAGACCCAUCUCAAAGACCAGCAGCUCACAGAUGUGAAGACCUGCAUGCAGUUCUCCAUCCGCCGACCCAAGCUGCCCUCCUCAGAGACUCAUCCUGAAGAAAACACUUACAAGCGUCUGGAUGUUUCUGCCUGGCUCCAUCAUCUAAAUGAGGCUGGACAGGUAGAGGAAGAGUACAAGCUGAGGAAGGCUAUUUUCUUUGGUGGGAUAGAUGUCUCCAUUCGUGGCGAGGUCUGGCCUUUUUUAUUGGGCUACUAUAGCUAUGCAUCCACUUCAGAGGAACGGGAGGCGCUCCGAGUGCAGAAGAGAGAAGAGUACUUUGAGAUCCAGCAGAAAAGGCUCUCCCUGCCUCCAGAAGAGCAGAAGGCAUUCUGGCGGGAUGUGCAGUUCACCGUCGACAAAGACGUGGUGAGGACUGACCGCAGUAACCAGUUCUUCCGAGGAGAGAAUAAUCCCAAUGUGGAAACAAUGAGGCGAAUCUUGCUGAAUUAUGCCGUGUACAGCCCCACCAUAGGCUACUCCCAGGGCAUGUCGGACCUCGUGGCCCCCAUCCUCGCUGAGGUCCUGGAUGAGUCGGACACGUUCUGGUGCUUUGUGGGCUUGAUGCAGAACACUAUAUUCAUCAGCUCCCCUCGCGAUGAAGACAUGGAGAAACAACUGAUGUACCUACGUGAACUGCUGCGGCUGAUGCAUCCACGCUUCUACCACCACCUGGUCUCCCUCGGGGAGGACGGCCUCCAGAUGCUCUUCUGCCACCGCUGGAUCCUCCUCUGCUUCAAGCGAGAGUUCCCCGAUGCUGAGGCUCUGAGGAUAUGGGAAGCCUGCUGGGCUCACUACCAGACAGACUAUUUCCAUCUCUUCAUCUGUGUAGCUAUUGUGGUGAUCUAUGGAGAUGAUGUCAUUGAACAGCAGCUGGCGACUGACCAGAUGCUGCUGCACUUUGGGAACUUGGCAAUGCACAUGAAUGGGGAGCUCGUACUCAGGAAGGCUAGAAGUUUACUUUAUCAGUUCCGUCUGCUGCCCCGGAUCCCUUGCAGUCUUCAUGAUUUGUGUAAACUCUGUGGAACAGGCAUGUGGGACAGUGGCUACAUCCCUGCCGUGGAGUGUACUGGCAACCACCCAGACUCCGACAGCUGCCCCUAUGGGGGUAUGGUCGAUGAACCUUCCCCCAAGCCAGGGAAUGACAGCAGGAGAGGACUGAAAACAAGAGAGGUGUUCAAUUUCCGGAAAUGACCACUCUGGAUUAUGGGCAUAUGAUGGCUGUAGAAGAACAAGCACCAAGGACUUGGCACAAUUGAGGGAUCAGAAGAAGAAGAGAAGAAGGGGGUGGUGGCUGUUUCUCUUCUGAUUCCCAGAGGGAGGGAAUAUUGGGAGGAAAACACAGAUAACACAUAACAGAAGGUUCUUCUCCUUUGUGGUAGGAUCUAGAGCUUGAUGUGGUGCGUUUCAUGCCAGGGAAGGUGUCCAAUCUGCUGUGACUGUGGCGUUUCUUUUACAGGUCAGAACCUUUCAAGGGAGUGCACACGGCUGAGCCAGAAGAUUUGGAGUCACAGGGGAGAAAGGAUUUCCCACCCAAUUGCCAUAGGGGAGCAGAAGCUCCUUGCAAAUAUGACUCCAUGACCAGCAACACUGACGGUGGGCGAAGGGGCUGGAUUAACAUUUCCCCUUUUUCCCAAACACACAGUCAUGCACCUGUGUGCAUAUGCGCGCGCGCACACACACACACAUACACACACCGUGCUUGAACCAAAACACACAGCUCACUGGCUUCUGUAUAAAGCCAUGGGAAUCACUUGGAAUAUAGUAUGCCAAAAACAAUAAUAAUAAAAUUGCAAAGUUUUGA